CGCAUACAUUGUUGGUCUCAACCUAUAUUCUUGUUGAGGUUUUACUUAUUUCUAAAUCAUCUAGCUUUCGAUGAGUCAAACUUUAAAAGUAGCUAAAUUUGCAAAAAGUGCCUAUACCUUAAAUCGAUUCCUCAAACUGGUUAUUUUUGCAAUUUUCAGUUUCUUCAAAUCCCUUGAACUUUGGAGCUCUUCUACAUUCCUGUGGGCGAUCAGGAAAGUUCCAGCAGUGUUACAGCAAGCUCGUAAAGCUAUUGCAAAUUUGGAUUUGCUCAAAGUUUUGCAAUCUGAAAUUAACCAUGAAGCUUCAGUUAAGCAGUUUCAGAAUGAUGAAAGUAGUAGCUUUGGCAAUUUUGUUGUAGACUGGUAUUCACCACAAUUUCAAGACGUAGUUCUACGCAGGAGAUGCGAGUCAGAGGAGGAAGUUGUUGUUUCUGCUUUUUUGGGUGCCGAGGGCUUUAAUGAAAAUGCCAAAUUUCCCAGGGACGCUUUCAUGAAAGUAGGUGUGAAGAAGCCUGGCUUGAGAUUCUUGCUACAGUUUGAUUGUGUGGUAACUGCUCAAGUUGGUGAUGGUUGUGAUGUUGAAAUUCAAAACAUGAACUACAUUCCAUCACUAUACCUUGAUUCUUCAGCCCAAAAAGGUCCCUGUAUCAGUUCAUCAGAUGAGAGACUUCGAGAUGAGCUCCACAAAUAUCUAGAAGCAAGAGGAGUCAGGAGCAAGGUCAAUACGUCGAGUGGUUGCACAAAUUGCAAGGUCUUGUAAUACCAAGUGAAUGACACGGACAACGCCCUAUGCAGGAUAGUAGUUGACUUGAUUCGAGUUCAUGACAUUAAGACACUGAUUGCUGGAGGGGGAGAAACAUCUGUUGGUUUACUUGCAAUAUUUGUUGGUUUCUGUAUGUUCUAUUUAUACGUAAACCCCUUCUCGUUUUACUGAAAUAGAGAUCUGAUUUAAACAGUCAGGUGCAACUUGCAUUAUAGAAUUAUAUCAAAAAAAUGGUUCAAGAAUUGUAAGUCGAGUGAACACUGAUUAUUUUGUUCAAAGAGUAAUUAGGGGAGCACUUGAUAUUUUGAAAUUACUUCUUUUACAAAUUUUAUCAUCUAGUGAUGUUA
Messenger RNA from Solanum lycopersicum (tomato), 1110 nucleotides. RefSeq lists its product as uncharacterized. Gene Ontology annotation, cellular component: mitochondrial matrix. The record is from RefSeq and is a predicted model, not a curated record. Lineage: Eukaryota; Viridiplantae; Streptophyta; Magnoliopsida; Solanales; Solanaceae.